AGCGUUGUAUCGGCUUUCUGAAAGGCUCUCUCUAAAAUCUAUAAAAAUAAAAAAUUUAAAACCGGAUAAAGUUAAUAAUCCACGAUCAUCAAUGGACGAGAGAAACACAAACGCGUUCACCAAAAUCUUACUGAUUGGCGACGUGCGCGGACGCUUCAAUCGACUUUUCCAGCGCGUGGAGCAGGCCAACGGAGGGAUGGAGGGACCCUUCGAUCUCCUCUUCUGUAUCGGCGACUUCUUUGGCGACGAUAAGCAAAACGACGAACUGAUGGAAUACUAUAUAAAUGGAUUUAAACGUAUUCCACUACCUACCUAUGUCCUCGGGCCCACUAAGAAGGAGCAGGCCAAAUAUUACGAAGAUCUGACUGAUGGGGGAAUCUGCCCCAAUCUCCAUUACCUGGGUAAGAGAGGUAUUUACACAACCAGCAACGGGGUGAAAGUGGCCUAUUUAAGCGGUGUGGAAGCCACUGGAACUAAAAACUCCGAGCAUGAGUUUACCAAGGAUGAUGUCAAUGCUGUUAAGAACGCGUGUCUGGAUGCCAAGAAUCGCACAACUGAAUAUCGUGGUGUGGAUGUCCUACUGACCUCUCAAUGGCCCUAUGGGGUGCAGGAGGAACAAAAUGCUUCUGCAUCGAAAUUGAUAGCUUAUCUUUGCCGGGAAAUAAAGCCGCGCUACCACUUCUGUGCCAUCAAUGGCAUCAAUUAUCAUAGCGCGCUCUUCCGUAUGCCCAAGGAUGACACCACCCAAUUGGAGCUAUCUACUCGUUUCAUUCCCUUGGGUGAAGUGGGCAAUGCCAACAAGGCCAAGUACAUUUUUGGUCUGAAACUGAAAUCGGUAGAGAAAUUCCUGUUAAUGGAACUUCUCGAAAAGACAACUGAUGAAAUACCCUCGCCAUUUAUUGGCUUAGAUCUGGAAAAUUCCAAGCGUAAGCUACAACCUGAUGAUCAGAACACAAAAAACCAAAAGCGUCCUAAACUAACUCAAAAUGAUGAAGAAAAAUGCUUGUUCUGUCUAUCAUCACCGGAUGUGGAGAAACAUCUAUUUAUUACCAUUGGCAAGGACUUUUAUCUGGCAUUGUCCAAGUCACCCAUCAACAAGAACCAUGUCGUGAUAGUGUCCACCAAGCAUGUGGCCAGCGCCGCCCAGUUGAGCUCCGAGGAGUGGGAAGAGCUUGGCAAAUUCAAGACGGCACUUAAGGAAUACUUCGGUAGUAUCGGACAAGUUGUGUGCUUCACAGAGGGCCAUUACAAGUCGGUUCAUCUGGUGAUAAAUGCCAUGGCUUUCGAAAAAGAACUCGCAUCGAAGUUGAAGCAAAGCUUUGAGGAAAAAGCCAAGGAUAUUAAUUUGGAAUUCGAAACUUUGGCAGCAUUGAAUUCUCCGAAAAUGCUCCCCAAAAUGGGGACAUAUUUUGUAGCCGAGCUGCCCAACGAUACUACUCUGAUUAUGCGAGAAAUGAAAAAUUGUCCCAUUCACUUUGACAGAGAGGUUUUCUGCUCAAAGAAUCUACUGGAUUGCGAGGAGAAUAUUAAUUAUAACGAUUGCCUCAUGGAAAAAGGCGUAGAAUUGCGUUUCGUAGAAGAGUUCAAAAAUGACUUUGAACCAUUCGACUUUACAGAAUUUUAAAUGAAAAAGUUGUCUUUAUUUACAUAUAUAUAAAAAUAUAAUGUCAUGAUGGUUAUAUAACUGCUGAGGCCAUGCUGACAGAUCAUCCAAAUAA
This is a messenger RNA of Drosophila bipectinata, 1718 nucleotides long. Its product is annotated as CWF19-like protein 1 homolog. Gene Ontology annotation, cellular component: post-mRNA release spliceosomal complex. The record is from RefSeq and is a predicted model, not a curated record. NCBI's taxonomy places the organism in Eukaryota, Metazoa, Arthropoda, Insecta, Diptera, Drosophilidae. Gene Ontology annotation, molecular function: RNA lariat debranching enzyme activator activity. Gene Ontology annotation, biological process: mRNA splicing, via spliceosome.